This is a messenger RNA of Amphibalanus amphitrite, 2632 nucleotides long. RefSeq lists its product as uncharacterized. NCBI's taxonomy places the organism in Eukaryota, Metazoa, Arthropoda, Thecostraca, Balanomorpha, Balanidae. The coding region runs from base 16 to 1584 and encodes 522 amino acids. The record is from RefSeq and is a predicted model, not a curated record. The transcript has 3 exons.
GAGUGGAAGUGGGAAAUGACCAGUCACGAGAACAAAGAAGUACCGUCCGUUGCGCUGUUGGUGGCUGCUGAAAUUCCUGCACGAAGAUCAAGAAGGAGACGAUCAAGAGUGGGCGUGUUUUGUUGUCGGCACCUCCCCGGAGAGCGGCACAAUCGAGGUCGACGGAGCGGCGCCAUCGAGCCCGACGGAGCAGCUCCACUCGCUCCGAUGGAGUAUCUGUCCUACCAGCCGGACCAGCCGCCGCCGCCGUGUCUGAAACCUGAGUCGGUGCAGCUGUCUGACCCCGACACGGGACGGCUGCUGGUGGCACCCGAGUCGGAGCGGCCCGAGCCCAACUGUCCGCUGCAGAUCACUGAGAACACUCCGACCGGCGACCGCUACCAGGGACAGGUGCUCGGCUGGCGAUGGGAAGGUCUCGGCAGCCUGACGCUGCCCUCGGGGGUCCGCUAUGAGGGCCAGUUUCGGGACGGCCGGUUCCACGGUACGGGAACGCUGCACUUCCCCUCUGGCAGCCAGUACGAGGGACAAUGGGACCGCGGCGUCUGCACCACCGGUCUGUACACGUUCGCCGACGGUCUGAGCUUCUCCGACCAGAACUGGAAGUACUGCCAGUACCCGGACCGGCGCUACUGGUCCGAGAUCCAGUUCGGCAUUCGGCCCGCCGGCCGCUCCCAGCUCACUGACCGCGACGACGACCACCCGGCCGUUGACGUGCCAGCGGGCAUGUUUGACGCCGGGGACGGCGUGUACGAUCCCAAGUGUCGCACCGUGUACGACUACGGCGAUCGGCGCAAGAUCAAGCGCGUCGUGACUGACGACGACCACCAGUGGAUCAUGUCCCGCUGCCGGCGCGGUGGAGAUACGUUCAUGGGUCGCCGUGAGGAGCUUCACCAGGACCUGGCACCUCUGGUGUUCCACGGAGGACACUCCAAGGAGUCCCCGGAGCUGCCAGAGGAGCUCCGGUUGGAGGAUUUGAUCGGGGAGCCGGAGCGGCCGCAGCCUCCGUCUGAACUCGCUCCACCGCCGUUCGAUGUCAGAGAGCGGAGCGCGGACGUGGUACGAGAGGUGCUCCGCUCCGCUCAGCGGGUGGCCACGUCAGUCAGGUCCAUCGUGUCCAGCGCGGCCGGGCGCGUGACGACCGCCGAGGAGGAGGCCCGUCAGCUGGUGAGGGACGCGGAGAAGAGAGCCGACUCGACGAGCUCCACCAUCAGCUCUCUGAUGGACGAGGCGCGCCGCCGACUGGGCAGUCAGUCCAGCUCUGCCGGCAGCGGCUCCAGCACCGGCACCGGCACCGGCUCCGACUGGAGCACCACAGCCAGCAGUGACGAGCUCACGGCGCCGCCGGACGGGCCGCGGCGCCGGCGAGUGGCGCACGCCGCCCUCACCGACAGCAGCAGCGGCGAGUCGAUGACUGCGGACCGCUCGGCAGGUCGCCGGACGGCCAGCGGCCCGGACCGGCGGACCAGCGGCGGGCCGGACCGACGGACCAGCAGCGGACUGUCCGUGGGACGGGCCGGCAGCGGGGCGUCCGCCGGUCCGAGCAGCAGCACGGGCGACGGCAGCGGCGGUCACCACAGUGCCUAGUGCUGCAUGGCCCCCACAAUACAGCGAGCGAAAGGUCGAAGGCGCUAUAGCUUGCAGCUGAAGUCUUUGGCACGGAGCGUAUGCAUUGCAUGACAGUAGGUAAUUAUAAUGGUGUAAAUCGACGCUAUUGUGAAUAUCAUUGUCAAAUGUAGACAGGUGUAUAGGCCAGUACAUUGUCAAUUCUAUUUUAUUGCCGACCGAACACGUACUGGCAGCCAGGAAGUGAAUUUCAGUUCCUGGAGACUACCCAGUCGCCAGGGAAUACAGCCGACCUGCAGAACGUGUAUAAAUCCUCACCCAUCCAGAGAUUCGUAGAAACGUGAAUCUAAUUCCAGCGGGACUGAACCUGCCUGAACCGGGAGGCGCAGUGCUCAGCUGUCAGAUACCUAAGUCGGACAGGUCAAUAUUGGAGCGGCGCCAUGCAUCAGGGUUUGAAAUUAAACUCCAAGAUAAAUCAGCAUCAGCAAGAGCCCAUGUCGGACGUAAGACAGGUGGAUGUGUCAGGCUACAGCAGCAUGAAAUUCGGCCGUAACACAUGGUCAAUUUCAUCACAGGCCAUCAUUCGUUUCGAGGUGGAGACGCCGCGCUAUGAGGCAAACACAGUGGAAAUUGCAUUGGUUCUGGGUAAGGUAUUCCCGGCAAUAAACUACGGCCCGUGACAGGGGUUGAUAGAUGGCUGGCGCAGCGGUGAGCAGCUGCGACCACCGGCUGUGGGCAGCGCGUGCAGCUGGCCCGGUUCAACCGGUGGCACAGGACCGACCUCGCUGACAUUUAUAACGAUAUACGGCGGAUGCAUGUCUCAGGCAGAUCAGCGCUAUACAUACAAUAAACGCAAACGCGGUGUCAGCAACGGCUCGAGCCGUUGACGAAUAGCGCUUUGAACGCUUCAAUGUUAGUGGAUUGAACCUGCACUCACGCUAUUUGUUGAUGUCAGAAGACGCUGUUACUGAGUAAAUAUGGCUCCACUAGCUGUACGGUAUCAUUUAUUCAACAAUGCAUUAGAAGCGCCGGAGAGGUAGCGUUAGUAAUAAAUCAACAUUGCUCCCAA